GCAGGGCACUGUGCGCCGGCAUUCCAGAUGUCCAAACGACAGUUGUACUAGCCCAAGUUUUUCUGGGCACCGGGUGCCAAUGAUGACCUCAUGAGCUCCAGGCUCAAGACUGUAGUCAUACAGUUCUCGCUGACACUGUCUUGAAUAGCCCUCAGCCUUUCAUGUGUCCAUUCAUUCUCUCCAGUCCUCUGGCGGCAAAAUUACUCCCUCAUAAUUAGCCAUUGUCCCCGUUUUUGGCUAGUCUGAAAAAAAAGUUUUUUUGGCUAGUCACUUUUGUGCCCUCCCCCAACCCCCAAUUUUAAACUUUUUUUUGCCUGUCUAUCACUCCUCCAUCUUGCCUAAUAUGUUUAUUGUAAAAUUAAGCAAAAUACAGCCCCCUUCCUCCCUCUAUCUUUAGCAUUCUCACUUCAGUCUCUCUGUCUUCUGUCCUCGUCACAGUGGACUGUGGGAGAUUUUACACUCGAUUUGUUGACUCCUUUGCUUUAAAGUCGGCCGCUCUGAAGAAAAGUAUCUUUAUAAAUGACAUGACCUGUCCCUGAAUGGUGCUUUGUUUACUGUUUUUCCAAAAAGGGGCCCCCACUAUAUUUCAUCUGUCAGAGUUGCUUUUCUUCCCCCCAACAAUGCUUGAUUGUUUCCACACACAAAAAAAAAAAAAAAAAAAAUUGAGAGGGACAGAAAGAGUAAGAGGAAGAGAGAGAGAGAGAGAAAGAAACAGAAAGUCCAGGUUCCACAGACAGGAGAAUUCUGUAUUAUAUUUUCCUGCCAAAUUCCGAUCUCUGUUUUCCUUCCCCUGCACUCACAAAGGGCUCAUAACUUACUGUCAACUGUGAGGGAAACCACAAAGCUCCACUGUUGCUCUGCAAAUAGGCUGUGUUGCUUGAUGGCUUCACUGGCUGUAAAGUUUGCUUAACUGCAGCACUGACACCCGGCACUUUGGGAACUGCCGCCCCGUAAGGCCCUGAGUGAGGGACGGAGAGAGACGGCGAGCUGCUUUCCUUGCGUCUAAGAAUCAUCUCCGGCCGCACUGGGACUGAAAGAGACACGCGUGCGAGGGAGACGCUGUGUGUGUGUGUGUGCAUGAGCGGAGGAGCUUAACAGCUGCUCUGCCGGUGGCUCCGUUCGUGUGUGUGUGAGUGUACUUCGUUCAGCGUGGCGUCGGAUGUGUUCUGACAAGACGUGCUGUGGCUGGGACGAACGGCCUGUCUGUGCUCGAGUGUUUUGGUGUGUGUUUGUGUGUAUCAGAAUUUGAGGAAGUGUUAUGCCAUCCAGCUCUGAAGUGGUGUGUGAAGAACAGAGAAGGACAGGAGCGGCCAAACAGGCUGAGGGGGACAGUAUCAGAAUCAUGUCUUCCAAGCAAGCCACCUCUCCGUUCGCCUCGACCCCUGACGGAGGCGAGGAUGGAAUGAAUCAGGAGCGCAUGUCCUGGGAGAAAGAGGAGAACUCAGAGUCACUAGUUAACCCUCAGCUGCCCCUGCACAAUCUGCUCCACAACAAACCUCCCCUGGAGGAGCUCCAGCCAAUCAGCAGCAGUGUGCCGCCCGAGUCCGACUGGGACAGCCUGAUGUCAGCCCAGCAGCGCAUGGAAUCGGACAGCAAUAAAGUAUGUUCCUUAUACUCCUUCCGGAAUAACUCUACCUCUCCACACAAGCCAGAGGAGGGGGCCAGGGAGCGUGGCGACCUGCUGAGCAGUUCAGCCUUCGGAACGCCAGAGCGCCGCAAAGGAAGCCUGGCCGAUGUGGUGGACACACUGAAACAGAAGAAGCUAGAGGAGAUGACAAAGACAGAGCAAGACGAAUCCUCCUGCAUGGAGAAACUCCUUUCUAAAGAAUGGAAAGAGAAGAUGGAGCGACUCAACACAGGCGAGCUGUUAGGAGAAAUUAAAGGUACUCCAGAAAGUCUCGCAGAGAAGGAGCGACAGCUCUCCACCAUGAUCACACAACUCAUCAGCCUGCGAGAGCAACUCCUGGCCGCCCAUGAUGAGCAGAAGAAACUGGCCGCCUCACAGAUGGAGAAACAGCGUCAGCAAAUGGAACUGGCACGCCAACAGCAAGAGCAGAUUGCCAGACAACAGCAGCAACUUCUGCAGCAACAGCACAAAAUCAAUCUCCUCCAGCAGCAGAUCCAGCAGGUCCAGGGUCACAUGCCUCCGCUCAUGAUCCCCAUUUUUCCACACGACCAGCGCACUCUGGCAGCAGCCGCGGCAGCCCAGCAGGGCUUCCUCUUCCCCCCAGGCAUGUCCUAUAAGCCAGGUGAUAACUACCCGGUGCAGUUCAUUCCAUCCACAAUGGCAGCUGCUGCCGCGUCAGGACUCAACCCUCUCCAGCUCCAGCAACUCUACGCCGCCCAGCUGGCCAGCAUGCAGGUCUCUCCUGGAGCCAAGAUGCCUCCGCUGCCCCAACCCCCCAAUUCUACUGGGCCGAUCUCCCCGUCUGGCUUGAAGAAUGAAAAGAGGGCCUCAACCCCACUGGCUCAAGUCAAGGAGGAGGGAACGCAGCCUCUCAACCUCUCCGCCCGGCCCAAGACAGCUGAGCCCGUCAGAUCCCCCACAUCCCCGACACAGAGCCUCUUCCCAGGCAACAAGAGCAGCCCGAACAGCCUGUCCAAGAGCAGAGGCAUCCCCAGCCCCAUCGGAGGAAUGGGCCGUGGCUCGUCUCUUGACAUUCUGUCCAGCCUGAACUCAACAGCGCUGUUUGGAGAUCAGGAUGCAGUGAUGAAGGCCAUCCAGGAGGCGAGGAAGAUGAGGGAGCAGAUUCAGAGAGAGCAGCUUCAGCACCAUCAGCAGGGAAUGGAGGCCAAGCUGUCUGCCCUCACCAGCAUGGGCCUGAACAACUGCAGGGCUGAUAAGGAGAGGUCUCAUUAUGAUAACCUGGGCCAUCACCUGGGCAAACUAGGCGAGGAUGGGAAGAUUGGUCACAGAGUCAUCGAUCUCACCAGGCCAGAGGAUUUCGAGGGGUGUAAGGAACUGAAUGGCUCUGCAGAUAAACCACAUCAGUAUUAUUGUUGGCCAACAGGAGGCGCCAGCACUGCCGAGGCACGGGUCUACAGGGAACCCCGGGGAAGGAACAGCAACGAACCUCACAUCAAACGGCCCAUGAACGCCUUCAUGGUCUGGGCCAAAGAUGAGCGCCGCAAAAUCCUUCAGGCCUUCCCAGACAUGCACAACUCCAACAUCAGCAAAAUCUUGGGAUCUCGCUGGAAGUCCAUGACGAACCAGGAGAAACAACCGUAUUAUGAGGAGCAGGCACGGCUCAGCAAGAUCCACCUGGAGAAGUAUCCCAACUACAAGUACAAGCCCCGGCCCAAGCGCACCUGCAUCAUCGACGGCAAGAAGCUGCGCAUAGGCGAGUACAAGCAGAUGAUGAGGUCAAGGAGGCAGGAGAUGAGGCAGUUCUUCACUGUGGGGCAGCAGCCACAGACGCAGAUCCCCAUCACCACCAGCGCAGGUGUCGUAUACCCCGGUGCCAUAACAAUGGCGACCACUACGCCCUCCCCUCACAUGACGUCAGACUGCUCCAGUGCCUCAGCCAGCCCCGAGCCCACCAUCCCCGUCAUCCAGAGCACCUUCAACAUGAAGAUGGAACCGGGCACCAUGGUGUCUAACGACCCCGUGAACGGAGAGGACGAGAUGGACAUGUACGAGGACUUUGAGGACGAGCCCAAAUCGGACUACAGCAGUGAGAAUGACACACACGAGCCGGUCAGUGCCAACUGAGGCCAAAACAGCCAGCAAAGAACAUCCUGAAGAAAAUGAAAAAGAGUACAACAACAACAAAUAAAAAGAAAACUAAAAACUUGUUUCUGAUGAAAUGCGUUUUGGGAGCCAGCAUGCAGAUGUGGCUCCUGCAGAUUUAACAGCUAUUGGUCUUAAGUGUUUCUCCGAGUGUGAAACAAUUUGAUUGUGUUUUAUUUUGGCUUUUUUUUUAUUGUUAUUUUAUUGAAUUUUUUUUUUCUUGUGUUUUGAUCAUGGACAAUUUAGGGUGUUUCCUACAACAUUUUUGAAUAAUAGGACUUGACGAUUGAAACAUUUCAUAUAAAUCCAUAACUCACAGUCUUACUUAAAUUCAUAUGGAUUUACACAUGUAUUGUUUUUUUCUUUUGAAGCGUACAUUACUGUUUUCGAUGGGGUUCUAUAUCUCACUCAGGUAUGCUGUACCAGCCAACAGCUUGUGAAUGUUUUUAAUCAGAACUAUUUAAAAGGAAAAAGACGACACUUCAUUUGACAUUUCAUAAUACGAUAAAACUGAAGAAGUCCUUACAUUUGAACCAUAGAGGGAAAGCCUAAAACUCCCCAUUAUUAUUGCUGUUCUUGUUAUUAUUAUUACUACUAGUACUACUACAAGUCCAGAUGUGCCAAACAUAUCAUAAGCUUCCUGCUCUUAAAUCUUAAAUUUGAAAGUCUUAAAGAAGAGACUGCAUGAGUCUUAGACAAUCCUUGCAAUCUUAUCUACAAAGCCCACUUUUUUUCCCUCUUCUACCAGUUUUAUGUCCUCUCCUCUUUUAUUGACAACCACGUCCAAAUGCUCAGGAACUAAGAAUGUCAUAGUUCUCCAGGAGGUUCAAUGCAGUGAUCGCCCCGACCACCGUCCUCGUCUAGUUUAGUCUUACCCGCUCGGUUCUUAAUCACAGUGAUUGUAAUCAGGCCAGAAUGCCAAGGGGCCAAAUGGCAUCCAAUCUGCAGAAUUGGACAGGCAGCGAAAGGCAGCUUUGGUGUAUUACAAUCACAAAUUGCCGUUGUACAACAUGUACAAGCACAUUCUGCUGAAGUCUUUAGCUCCAUAUUCCAGGGCAGCAAAGUUUAAAGUCUUUUAUUUACACUUAAGUCUUGUAGACAUUGUAAUCUUAACUGACGGAAAUAGUCUUAAAGCAGAGCAUAUGGUCUUUGGGCCUCUGCAGUGCGUUCAUCGUUAAGUCUUAAGAGAACGGCCAGUUUAUCCGGAUGUUUUGGCCAGUCAUGCAAAAGAGUUUUUAACUAAAUGAAUAAUGGCACUUAUUUUCCAAAUUUUACUUUGGUUGUAUUUACAUUUAAAUAUAUGUUCUGAAACAAAUACAUUUGAAAAUGCACAGAGACAAAUCUGCCAUUAUUGUUUCUUUUUUGCCAAUUGAAAUCAGUUUUUUGAGCACUUGAAAAAAAAGACAAUUCAAAUAGGCAGUCCUGCGCCUCUACUAAAUUAUCCACUCGUUCCGGCAGCAGAACGGAUCUCAGGUUGUUUCCAUGUGGAAGGACAGCCAAGAAGCAGCCAGCGGGCAGGGCCUCUUGUUUUAGGCUUUGGCCCUACCGAAGGCUCCUACAGGGUGUGAGUGCCAUUCACCUCCACUCGCCUGACCUCUGCCCAGCACAAACCCUGCCUCAAGGGGCUGCCAUCUGGCUCCCGGCAUCGGCCCGUGCCCAGGAGAAAGGUAGCGAACAAUUGAGCCGAGGCCCAUGUGGUUUAUUGUGCCCUCUCUCCAUCAAAGCGCUCGCGAAAGGCCGCGGCCAGAAGCAGCCACGAGGUGCUAGCGAGCAGAUGGAACAAGUAGAUCAAGCUGUGGGGGAUUAUUAAAAUGACUGACGAGUCGGUAUCAUCUGAAAUACAGCAUUAUUAAUGCAUGAGUCCUGCUAUUUUGCCUUUGCCCUUGAACCUGUCUGUUUCAUCAGUAACCCAGAGAUUAGAAUAGACAGGAAAUGUCACAGCGAGGCUUCUGGUCACUGCAUUACCUCCAAAGGUCUAAAAGGUACCGAUGGCUAUUUAGCGCUUACUUCUCCCAGCAGUUGAAGCAUUGACUUUUCUCCUCAGCGCCGCCCCUCUUUAAAAAGCAUAUACUUAAUUCAUAGAAGUUUUGAGCACUUCUUUAGAAGCUUUUAUUUUUAUCUUUUAUUUUGAUGGUUUUGUUAAAGUUUGUUGUGAUUUUUACAUAGGGUACAGUAUUUGGCUGGGUGUCCCCUGACAUCCGCGUUCAGUGUUUUUCUUUUUUUCUUCUUCCCUGCUUACAAGCCAACGUUUAUUGUUUAAAGCUGUUAUAUCUGUUUGCUGGUGGAUUGGUUGAUUUGUACGUGAUUUGUACAUAUUUCCUUGACCAUGCCAAGCCAGUUCUGUAGGCUGGUAGCAGACAAAAGGACUGUUGUUGGGACUGAAACUUGAUUGCGCUUGUAUAGAUAAAAAAAAAAAAGAAAAAAGAAAAAAAAAGAAAAGAACAGAAAAGAAAAAAAGAGACUUUUCAAUCUCACACGGAGACAAUGAUUCAAAAGUGUUACAAGCACUGGAUAUAAAUGGUAUUUUUAUCAAUUCUGACUAAUGUGAAGCCGUUGUGCGAAGAAAAAAAAGAAAAAAAGAAAAAAUCCUACAUGAACAAGUCACCUGUUUGGACUCAUGUGAGUGCGGCUCACAGUUGCCAGAUUUGAGUCAUUUUUCUCUUGACAUAUUUUAUUUAUGCAGACACGUGAUGAAUGAACACUUUGUUUAAGCUCCAGUGCUGCCUAGGGGAGAAAGAGCAGUAAACUCGACGGAGAGGCUCGCGUAGUGACUGGCCAACUGAGACACACCGGACUUCAGUAGCACAUUUUAAUGGUCAUGUAUGUUUGUGUUGUAUAUUGUAUUUGAAGCUCUCUAGUGCAUAUAGACAUUUUAUUGUAUUUAUUAGCCAUUAUUGGCUCUAAAAGUGUCAGUAGAACAGAAUUAAAGGACAAUCAGAGAACCAGAAUAAAAACAGUGAAAUUUCAAAAUGGAUUGGAGCUCAAAACAAAGUUUCUUCUUCUUCUUCUUUUUUAAAUCUCCAUCUCAUUACAGAUUUUUUCCCCCUCUUUUCAUUGUAAAUAUAACAUAGGAAAAUAGAAUUCUAUUUUUGUUCAUGGAUACUUGCUGAAGUAUAAAUUAUGUAUUUUACUUUUUUUUCUUCUUUUGUGUGUGUAUGUUUUUGGUCAUUGUAUUUAGGGAAAAAAAGAAUGAAAUCACAAACUGACAAUUCACUGUACCUCAUGUAGUUGCUGAAUUCACAUCCCUGUUGAUUGAGUAGUUUUGGAGACACAGCUGAGACACCCGGGCAUCUCACUUCCAUGUGUUUAAGUGAUGAACCUCGCACUCCAUGCUGAGUUAACCAGCCAUUUGCUAUGUUGUUGGUGCACUGUGUAGCAAAGGACAAAUCUUGAAAUCCAUGUGCGUAACUUUUUGUCUUUUUUUUUUUCUUUUACAAAAAUGUUUUCUAAAUGUUGAGGUACUUGCUGAAGUUCUAUAAUAAUUGGUUUUGUGCCAAAUUUGAAUGAGAGAACAUGUAAUUGAGGGGCAUCAGUUGUGAUGUGUCAUACAGUACAGCUUCAUCUGAAAACAUGCGAGCUUCUCGCUGAGCAUUUAAUCCAUUGGGGGAUGUGCAAAUAUUUUUUUUUUUUUAUGCAUUUGAGGUUUUCAUACAGUGUUUUUCUCUUAAUUGCUUUAUAGUGUUUAAUAGCCCAUUUCCCAUCCAGUCAACAGCAAGUCUAAAUGACAUUUCUUUUAUAACUAUCACUGCCAUAUUAAUGCAAAGUAGGUACAAUAACUGAGGACAAAGCUUGGGUGUUUCUACUUAUCUUACUGUAAUGCUUUUUUUUUUUUUUUUGUAUGGACUUUUGUGAUGUAUAUUGUGGGAUACUUUUGUUAAUUUAAUCAGCACAAUUCACUGACAUGCUGGACUGACAUGCUAGCUGCUGUUCAGAAGAGUAAAAUGUUGCUGUCAGGGACAACGUAUGCUGUUGUCAAUGCUACUUUGCUUUUAGAUUUCUGUAGUCUCUCAAGCAACACUGUGUGUGGCUCCUCUGUCGCUAGGUACACUCUUGUUUCGAAUCCCGCUAGUAGCCUGAUAACACUUUUCUUUAAUUUUGUCUUUGUGUGUGUGUGUGUGUGUGUGAGUGUAGAGACCGGUUUCUCAGCAGGUACGUAGACCCAUGGCAGGUAUUAUUGUUUGGGCGUUAGAGAUGUAGAAUAGUAUCUGUUGCUGCUUUUGGAGAAAAAAAAAAGUUUUAAGUCUAAAAAUGUAAAUAGUUUAUCAUAAUAUCUUGUACAGUCCAGUGUAAAGUUUUUAAUUGAACUUAAAAAAGGUUGCCAUCACAUUUGUGUUCACAUUCUUCUUUAUACAGUACAAAAGACAGCUAUUUGCUAAGGAUAUUAUUGUUAAAAAAGAAAAAAGAAAAAAAGAAAGAAAAAAAGGUACUAAAAAUAUUUUUUGCUUGGCUUUAGUAUGUAAACCAGCAAGUCAUUGGUUUCCAUGUGCAGUAUUGACGUGAGGUAAACUAAUUAAUGCUACAGUUGUAUGUCCAGAGACCAGUCUUCUCUGUAAUGGUAGUAUUAUUAUAUCAGAUAAAAUAAACCAGAUGAGUGACACAUUUCGGUGUAUUUAGACACCUUAGUGGAUUGUACAAAUAUCUAGGUUGUUUUCCCCACAAGCAGCAUUUGGCAUAUUGUAAUGUAACACCAUUUUUACAGUAUAUUCUCAAUUCACUGAUGUACGACGGCAGAUGAGGGUGUUCCUGUCUGUUUGCUUAUUUACCUCAAGAGUUCCUCUUUUUCCAUAAAAGAUAGAGUACACACACAUAUGACAAAAUCGUCUCACCAUCACUCCAUCUUUUGUACUGCUGUUGACACUUACAAAUUAAAGAGACAUUUUGUUUUA
This is a messenger RNA of Carassius gibelio (silver crucian carp), 8616 nucleotides long. Its product is annotated as transcription factor SOX-6. Gene Ontology annotation, molecular function: RNA polymerase II cis-regulatory region sequence-specific DNA binding; DNA-binding transcription factor activity, RNA polymerase II-specific. Gene Ontology annotation, cellular component: nucleus. The record is from RefSeq and is a predicted model, not a curated record. Gene Ontology annotation, biological process: regulation of transcription by RNA polymerase II; cell fate commitment; central nervous system development. The transcript is spliced from 15 exons. Bases 1259 to 3712 code for a protein of 817 amino acids. NCBI's taxonomy places the organism in Eukaryota, Metazoa, Chordata, Actinopteri, Cypriniformes, Cyprinidae.